CAGAGAACGGCAAGAUGUGAGAUCUAUAUGGUCAAGGGCGAUACUAUGAAUACUACCAACUUAGGAAUGUAUGAUGAAGUUUAGUUCUGGAUGCUUCUUAGGUCAAUCGCGACCAGACGAGACGAUUGCACGUGACGCUAGCGCCAUGACUUGACGCUAAAAUCUCCAGCGUGGGGCAGCGGCGCCCAAAUUGUCAACUCCCCGACUCGAAGGCGCAUCAACAAAUAACAGCACUCACGCCCACCGCCUGCAACGCCACCCCUUCACCACGGACACUUCGGGUUGCAUGCUUUUAUCUCAUCGCUGAUCGCCCAAAACAAACCCUUCGACGCCAGCACACAGAUAGCCGCAAUGGGAGAAUCAAGACAAGAACUCGUCGCCUGGUUGAACAACCUCCUCCAGCUCAACAUCACCAAAGUCGAACAAUGCGGUACCGGAGCAGCGCUGUGCCAAGUCUUCGACAGCAUAUUCUACGAUGUGCCCAUGUCGCGAGUCAAGUUCAAUGCGAACACUGAGUACGCAUACCUGCAGAAUUUCAAGGUAUUACAGAACACGUUCGCCAAGCACCAUGUCGACAAGCCCAUCCGCGUCGAGUCGCUCGUAAAGUGCAAGAUGCAGGACAACCUCGAAUUCCUCCAAUUCGUCAAGCAGUACUGGGACCAGCAUUUCCCCGGUCACGAGUACGACCCCGUCGCCCGCCGCAAGGGCCAGGGCGGUGUUGCCACCGGAGCCACACCUGCACCCCGCGCCGCCGCAUCGACUGCCCGGAGAGCACCAGCUGCUAGCAACACGGCUGCGCCUAGGACACGCACACCGCUUGCCUCUGGGGGAGGAGCCGCCAGCGCUGCUCUGCGCGAGGAGAACAGUGCUCUCAAGGAGACUGUCACGGGCCUCGAGCGCGAGAGGGACUUUUACUUCAGCAAGCUGCGCGACAUCGAGCUGCUGAUCCAGCAAGCGAUGGAGGCCGAUCCUGAGCUCGAGAAGGACGAGGGUCUGCUCAAGCAGAUCCAAAACAUUCUCUACUCUACCGAGGAGGGCUUCGAAAUCCCACCAGAGGCUGAGGGUGAGGGUGUGGAGGAGGAGACGUUCUAGCCGAGCGUCAGUAUUCUGUCUAAUACUCCGACAGCCAGUUCGGACGUGGAGCUUGACAACAUUAUAUUCGCUGCAUAUGCGCUAUUGGAAGCGGCCCAGGUCAGACGUGCAAGAACUAUUCAACCUGCGGGGCUCGACGACUCUACAGAGCGCGCUGAAACUCCUGGGU
Molecule: messenger RNA, 1261 nt
Organism: Alternaria rosae
Lineage: Eukaryota; Fungi; Ascomycota; Dothideomycetes; Pleosporales; Pleosporaceae
Product: calponin homology domain-containing protein
Exons: 5
Coding region: 352-1092 (246 amino acids)
Biological process (GO): regulation of microtubule polymerization or depolymerization; protein localization to microtubule plus-end; spindle assembly
Cellular component (GO): spindle midzone; microtubule organizing center; cytoplasmic microtubule
Molecular function (GO): microtubule plus-end binding
Source: RefSeq, a predicted model, not a curated record